Messenger RNA from Cyanidioschyzon merolae strain 10D, 987 nucleotides. RefSeq names its product mitochondrial ribosomal protein L3 precursor. Gene Ontology annotation, cellular component: mitochondrial large ribosomal subunit; ribosome. Lineage: Eukaryota; Rhodophyta; Bangiophyceae; Cyanidiales; Cyanidiaceae. The record is from RefSeq and is a predicted model, not a curated record. Gene Ontology annotation, biological process: translation. Gene Ontology annotation, molecular function: structural constituent of ribosome. The transcript has a single exon. Bases 1 to 987 code for a protein of 328 amino acids.
AUGAGCACCGGUUUACGACACUGUAUCCGGGCUGUCGGGCGACUCGUGCGGACGCUCUGUACGCAGGCGGAAACUGCUGCUCGCAGUUCGGGGCCACACGUGCCGCCUCUGCGGCUGCGGCUGCCGCCGCCGAACACUGAGCCAGUGGCCGAACUGUAUGGACGCUUCGUUCGACGCAUCGGUGUCGUUGCGCGAAAGAUCGGCAUGCUACCACACUGGGACGCAAACGGUGUCUACCGUUGUGUGACGGUCCUGCACAUCGAUAACAACCACGUGAUCCAGGUUAAACAGCUACCGAGCAACGCGUCGAAUCUGAAAGGACUCUCCGAAUGGAGCGUUCAAAUCGGAGCGGGAUCUAUGCGACCCUACCAGGCCAAAAAGCCGCAUCGUUAUCACUGCGCCUACGCCGGGACCGACGUCAAGGAGAAGCUGGUGGAGUUUCGGGUCGCUCCCGCUGCUGCCGCCUGCAUCGAGCCGGGGACGCCCAUCACUGCGCGUCACUUUAUCCCUGGCCAGUACCUGGAUGUGAUCGGUACGAGCAUUGGCAAAGGAUUUCAAGGUGCGAUGAAACGCCACGGAUUCGGAGGAUUACCUGCAUCCCAUGGCGUUUCGCUUACGCACCGCUCGCUCGGUGCGACAGGGCAACGUCAGGACCCUGGUCGAGUCUUUAAAGGCAAGCGCAUGCCUGGUCGCAUGGGCGGGGAGCGAACCACCGUCCAGAGUCUACGACUGGAACGCGUCGACUGCAAACGAAACUUGCUCUUCGUUUCGGGGCCGGUUCCUGGUCAUACAGGCAACUGGGUGCUGGUUCGUGAUGCAGUCAAAAAAAGUGGUCUCAAGUGGUGGGCAGAGCUCCCGCACUUGCCUCCUUUUCCGACUUUUGUUGCCGAUCCACAGCAGCAGGUCGAGCAUGAAGCACCCGCUGAUUGGUUUGCAGCACCCCGCCGCAAUGUCUGGUUACAGGAGGUGCUCUCGGCCCGAGCUUAG